AUGCAAAAGGUUGCAAUUCAGCUUUUGUUGGUGUUAGCGUCAGUCAAUGGAUUCCUGUGGGAUAAAGAGAUUGAAGUGAUUAAGUCGGAAUGGUCGCCUGUGGUAGUGGUUAUACGUCAUGUAGAAUACAUCGGGCGUCAAGACAAUGGAACCUUGGAUUGUAGUGUGCCUGGCUUCACUAACUAUCGAUGGACUGUUAUCAAUAAAGCAACGAUGGAAGGCUUCACAGAAUCGUACGUCUUAGGAACUGGUAGCAAAAGGAUCCCCGAGUCACAGUCCCACCUAACUAUCGGUGAAGGAGGAUUUGAUCUACUAAAUGAUGUCUUAGCAGUAUCAUGUGAAGCUCUCAUUGGUCUCCAUCCCCGGAUGCAGAUUAUAUGGGCUAUCACCAGGCUUCACUCGCCUAUGGGUUACCCAACCGAUCCACGUGUUUGCGAUUUCGGGUCAACGAGUCUUGAAACGAACUGCUUGUGGUAUCAAUGGACGUAUAAGAAGGACUGUUAUUAUGACAAGGGAAUGGAGUACACGGGCAGCGUGAAUAUGGCAAAACACAACAAGUGUAAAUACUGGCACAUGGGUACUGGUCCACAUAAAAGAUCUCCUGUUAUAGCUCGCUUGAUGGGGAUCUUUGAUAAAGGUGGUCACGACUAUUGCCGCAACAUCCCAUGGAACCCAACAUGUUACUUGAAGAAGGGAGAAGACCCAUCGUGCAAGGAAAACGUACUAACACAGCCUUGGUGCUACUCGGACGACGAUCCUAACGAGGGUGAGUUUAAGGUGCACUACUGUGACGUCCCGGAAUGCUCCUCGUGUAUGUAUGGCAAUGGUGACGGAUCAUUCAAACUUUAUCCAGGAAGAAAAUUCCCGGUUUACCUGGGAAGAAAUAUUGAGACUACGAAAAUCACAAACAAAAAUCGAGUCUUGUGUCGACAAGGCAUUGGCUGGCAAGACAAUGUUUGUAGGGUGAAACUGUCAAUCAGAACUCAAGAGAUGGGUGCCCCUCACGUGGUUACCAAGGCGACACCUCAUUGCUAUGUAGCCAAGCCUGGCACUGAUGUAAACAAAAUCAAGAAAGUCCCGGAUCAAAAUUUAGAACUCGUAGAGUGUAAAUUUAAACAGUGUACUGUAAGGCAAGUGUGGUUUCUGUUUUUCAAUACCUACGGAAAUCCCUUUGUCGUGGAGUCCAACUUCGAUGGCAUUAAGAUAGAACUAGUUCGAGGAAGGAAAGAAGAGCGUAUCAAAUUCGCUGCCUUCGGUAUUCAUCUGGUCAGCGGUUUGAUCAUAGAGAGCAACGACAAUCGAGUUACUAGUUAUCUGGAUAAUUUUUCAUUGAUUACCAGAAGGCCUCCGGAGAAACUGAGCGAACUGGUAGUGAAAAAUGUUCGAAAGGAAUAUAGUGGACUUUACCAGCUAACGUACAAGUUUGCCGAAGCGGACCCUGCUGUUGAUCAGGGAACGUACAAGGUCAACUUCGAAAUCGAUGUCAAAGAACCGACUUCAUUUUCACUCAAGCCAAGCGUUUUAAAAGUCUGUGCGAAUGGAAAAGGCAAGUUACGUGUUGAAGUAAGGGGUUAUUUCCAGGUCCUCGAGGAUACAAUCAAAUGGAAGUACGGCUUGUCAAGGAUGAGUAUUAACACAGAGAUCUUGCCUCAGAAUACUCGUUUUGAGCUCAGUGCUGAUGCCAAAGGGCUGUCAAUCAAAACGGUUACUGAGGACCUGUGGGUUAGURUCGAAGGAAGGAGUUACUCAGGAAAACCAAAAGCAAUAGCACACGUCACAUUGAAAGAUCAGCCAUUCCUAAAGAGCGUUAGUCCCACAACACAGUACACUCUACCAGGUGAUGACGUCAGCCUCAUCAUCGAAAACGACCAAUUACAGAAGGUUACGUGGAGGUUCGACGCCAUGGAGAUAUCCAGUUUACCAGACGACCCAAAUAUGGGAUUUCGAAGGGUGCCGCGAGGAGAUCACAUUGUGACGUCAUUAGUCAUUAGUGACGUCAGAGAACAUCAGUAUGGUAGCUACUACGUAGAAACUGAGAUGGAUGGAUGCAAGAGUACGGUCAAAUUCGACGUCAAACAUUUGAGUGAGAAACCAGAUACUGAUCAGCAGAUAUUGAUAAAGAACAAAGUCAAACCCGUGGAUUUCAACAGAACUGGAUUGUGGUGUACUGAUGAACUGGACCCUUAUGCCUUCUACUUUGAUAUUGACUUGAAUGACGUCACGACUAUUGGAGCGCUUCGUAACGAACCGCUGACCCAUUCCAACGCAGUUGAAGUGCAGCACUACACGAUCCAAUACAGCAUCGAUAGAAGAACCUGGAAUACAUUGAUACUAAAAGGCAAUGAGUCUAAGAUUCCCUAUACAUUGCUUGGAAACGAGAUCUACUGGUUAAAUAAGUCCAUUACGACCCGUUAUCUUCGCUUACUCCCAGAAACGACAGAAACAACAACAUGUAUGAGAGUUACGCUAUUCGGCUGCGAGGGAGAUACGCUAGACUGUGAUAUAAUCCCUCUGAGUUCAUCCGGAUUAGGAAUUAAAAACCUUGGCAUUUACCUUGGAAUCGGAGGAGUUCUUCUUAGUUUGUCAAUUGCAGUUUUUGUUUUAAUAAGGAGAUCUCGCCUUAGUGACGAAGAAAACAAGAAAAGGAAGACGAAGAAAAGAGGGCGGGAAGACAAUUCAACUUGUAAGAAGCCAAGAAAAAGGGAGAAGCCUUCAGGAAAGAAAGAUAUUUGUAAAGGAAAAGGGAAAUUAAAUCACCCGGGUUUGAAAAACAAAGGAAAGAAAAAGAGACAUAUAGAUAGUUUCGACGAGAAUUGGAAUAGCGAAGUUUCAGGAACGCGGGAAAUGAAAAAGAGAAUACCAAAGAGACAUAUAAAAGAAGAUGGAAGAAAGCCCGGAAAUAAAGUACAAGAAAGAGCUCGGCGAGCGGGAUAUGCUGUUGAUGGGGACUCUUUUUACGGAAUCAAAGUUUAA
Messenger RNA from Actinia tenebrosa (Australian red waratah sea anemone), 2973 nucleotides. RefSeq lists its product as uncharacterized. The record is from RefSeq and is a predicted model, not a curated record. NCBI's taxonomy places the organism in Eukaryota, Metazoa, Cnidaria, Anthozoa, Actiniaria, Actiniidae.